GGUAGAAACAGAGAAGACGCAGUUCAUAUUAUUCUACGGCACAUAAUUCCGAGAUGGCGCGUGGAGGAAUAUGGCAUAUUUCGGUGUUGGUCUACGCAAUCUUUGGUUUUCACAUGAAUACUGCUCAGAUAUUUAUUGGUGAUUCGAAUACCCCUGGUAUCCUCUACGCUUCCCUGCCGGAACCACGAGAUGAUACCUACAUCAUGGACACCCGCUUCACCCUGAUACGUCUCUCAGAAAAUAGGGGAAUAGAUGGCAUUGACUAUGAUCCAGAGAAUGAAAUGGUGUACUGGAAUGAUUUCAGUGGGAGUCAAAUAAGUCGAAUCCAACUUGACGGCACGAACCAAGAAGUCAUUAUUUCUACGAGCUCCCCUCAUUCUAUCGCUCUCGAUCUGGUGAACGGGAAGAUCUACUGGACGAUGUAUAAUGAUAAGGCUAUCUCACGUGCCAAUCUCGACGGUAGCUCGGUAGAAGAACUCUUCAAAUAUACGAGUUUUGCGCAACCUACUUCAAUCUUGGUGGACCCCGUCAGUGGGUUUCUUCUCUGGUCAACACGCUUAGUCAAUCAAGUUGUCAAGGCAACACUAAACGCCACUAACGAGGAGGUUGUGAGACCCAUCUAUGCUGAGGGGAUGUUCAAUGAGGAAUGUGCUGAUGACACCACCCGCUUGUUUUACUACACGGAAAAGACUAAAUUAGGCGUCACGAAUCUAGACGGGAGUAGCAAUAGAAUCAUCAAAGUAUUCUCCGAAAAAACAAUGGGUAGUUCCCUCAGCAAGUACGGCAGCAAGCUGUUCUGGUCAGCUCAGUCACGUUCGCCGAGUUUUACCCUCACGGGCUUGAUCAACGAGUAUGAUAUGAAGUCAUCAACUCUUACGAUUCACAACAGUACGGUGACAUUGUUAAACGGCGACGAGCUUGUCAUCAACCCUCUGACCACUCGGAUCAUAUCACACACUCCAUAUAAUGAACCCGUUGCCAUCGAGGGUUGCCCUGACAACAUCGUCGUCAACAUCGACGAGAACGCUUCGAAUGCGUCAUCGAUCUCAUGGACCGAGCCCGGACUCAACAGCUGGUCCAGCUGUCCCACAAUGGUCUUUCAGGGAACAGGAACUAAUGAAGGAGAUUUCUCUUUGGGCAUAACCGAGCUGUCCUAUCGGGCCAGUGAUGCGGCAGGAAAUACAGAUGAUUGCCAAUUUUCGGUGACAGUGCGCAGGUCUAGUGCAGAUGAAACAUUGCCCCCGACUACGGGACAGCCGACUACGGGACAGCCGACUACGGGACAGCCGACUACGGGACAGCCUUCGGGUAGCACUGCGCUCGUCACUUCAUGUUCUUCCGUUCUCCUAGUCCUUUGCAUCGCCCUCUUCCUCAUCGUCCUCAAAUAGGUCAUUGAUCGUCCACACAUCUUCGCCCUCUUCAUUUAAGCUGGUUGGUCGUUUAAUACCUGUGCAGAGCCACGGCGAGAAAAUGCAGAAAACAAAGAGUGGUGCCGUGCUGUUGCUCAAUUGUCUAUGUCGUUGAAUAAUAAAGAUAUGAAUAGGGCUAGGUUUGUAAGAAGGUAAGGUAAGGUUUUUAAUAGGUUAGGUUUAGUUUUCUAGGUAGUGUUAAUUUUUGGAAUUCGGUGAUCCCAGAUGUUUUUUUUUUGCAGGGUAAAUUAUCGUAGAAUCGAAGAAAAAGUGGCGAUUUGCCCAUCAGUGACGUAUUUUUUAUCUUUCACUAUUGUACUGUGGUUUGAGUGUAAAGGAUAAGUUGAGGAGUUUCCGAUAUCGUAGUUGUUUAUGCGUCUGGAAAUCAUUGUUAUUUAAGUAAAUCUAUAUAUAUAUGGAUUACGUUUGUUGGGAAUGACACUCACAAUGAAAAUCACAUAACCAUUACAAUAUAAUGUAUUUAUGAUACUCUUGUAUAUCAGUUAUAAAGGCUACCUUACCAGGUGAAGUUUAGGCUCUGCAAUUCAAUAUUUCAUUAUCUUUUUCAUUAGCUUGUUUACAGAAUGUGGAUGGCUUGAAAACAAAGCAUCUUAUUGGUUAUAAAUUAUCUAUAUGCGCAAAUUGAUUUGGAAAAGCUUUGUGAGGGUGUUUGCUCUUAUUUUUUGUCUUAAUCAGUCAAAUCUGUCCAACGACGUGAGGUUGCCCUAGACGACUUGUAAACAGGAUAAUAAACUCUUUGAUUAAAAAGCAAGAAACUUUA
This is a messenger RNA of Strongylocentrotus purpuratus (purple sea urchin), 2190 nucleotides long. Its product is annotated as low-density lipoprotein receptor-related protein 8-like. The transcript is spliced from 7 exons. Bases 54 to 1388 code for a protein of 444 amino acids. Lineage: Eukaryota; Metazoa; Echinodermata; Echinoidea; Camarodonta; Strongylocentrotidae. The record is from RefSeq and is a predicted model, not a curated record.